AUGGCCUCUAGUGGGAGUACAGGCAAGCAGACACAGGAGCCUGGAGCACCUCCGGUCUACCUGAUGAGCAUGGCCCUCAAUCAGGACCAUAGUGGGCUUUGUGUGGCGACGACUAAGGACUUCCGUACCUUCUUCUUGUACUCGCAAGCUCAGCAGGAUAACUUUGUCGAAUUCCGUCGAAGGUUGAUGUCGGCGCCAGUGGCUGUGGCUGUGAUGCUGUAUAAGACUAACAUUCGGGCGAUAGUCAGCGCUGCGGAGCCAACUAGAGUUCUACUGUGGGAUGACAAGACUGGCACGGCGCCGCAUGCCUUGUGCUCUAGACCUGAGGUUCUAAGUGUACAGAUGAGGCGGGAUGUUAUUGCCGUGGUGACAGAAUAUAAGAUAUACGUCUACAGCCUUCCUGAAUUGGACGUUAUGUUGCAUUUGGAUACUCAUGGUAACAGCAGAGGCGUCUGUACUCUCAACUGUGAUGUACACCGGGAGACGGUUAUGUGUUGCCCUGACCAACAGCGCGGCGGAAUUAGAAGUAUUGCUACAGGAGACGAUGACCAAUACCUUGUCUCGUCUUCGAGUUCUAACACAGUGCAUGUUUUCCGUUUGGCAUCUGCUCGCCACAGACGCUCUGGUAGUGGCUCCCAAGGUAUGUUAACUACCAAGCAGUACCGGCCUGCGAAUCCGACUAGGUUCGCAGCUGCCAGUGACGUUAGGGCCGACGCCACCCGAAGGCUCGCCACCACCUUCAAGACCUCGGUCUAG
Messenger RNA from Perkinsus marinus ATCC 50983, 756 nucleotides. RefSeq names its product WD repeat domain phosphoinositide-interacting protein, putative. The coding region runs from base 1 to 756 and encodes 251 amino acids. NCBI's taxonomy places the organism in Eukaryota, Perkinsozoa, Perkinsida, Perkinsidae. Gene Ontology annotation, cellular component: extrinsic component of membrane; cytosol; phagophore assembly site membrane. Gene Ontology annotation, molecular function: phosphatidylinositol-3,5-bisphosphate binding; phosphatidylinositol-3-phosphate binding; protein binding. The transcript has 5 exons. The record is from RefSeq and is a predicted model, not a curated record. Gene Ontology annotation, biological process: nucleophagy; protein localization to phagophore assembly site; autophagy of mitochondrion.